AGGUGUGAGGCCAUCCCUGCCUCCAUCUCCCCUCCCAGGUGCAGGCAAUGAUUAAAGGUUAAUGUGCCUGGUUAAAGGCAGCACAUCCCAGCUCCCUCUCUGCUUCUGGGGGAGGACGAGGCUGGAGGAGCUCUCAGAGAGGUUUUGCAGCCACGGGAGCUGUGUGUGACCCCAGAAGCGAGGGAUGGAGCCAGCACCCCCUGCCCUGCACGGCCCCUUGGCUCCUGAGCCCCCGAGGGCAGCAGAGGAAUGUGCCUGGCAGAGCCUGCGCUGCCUCCGCCGCCACCGGCAGAAGAAGAAAGUGGCUUAUUCAGCCCACAUCUGCAGGCUCCUGAACCAGACGUGUUCCACGGGGCAUUCCUGCCUGGUGGCCUCGCUGCUGGCCUGGCUGGGCAGUCCCCAGCUGCUGGAGGUGGCCCUGGAGGCCUCCAGGCUGUCCCGCUAUGGCCGGAGGAGCCUCCUGGGCCAGCGAGAGGUGCUGCUGGCCACCAAGCUGGUGCUGCUGCGUGAGCUCCACAAGCCUCCCCCGGGAUCCUGAGCCAUGGGCUGAGGCUGGCUGGGACAGUCUUUGUAGUAUUUUAAUGUGGUUUUGGUAAAUAAAGUUGUUUUUUGGCAUUGUUUAA
Messenger RNA from Zonotrichia leucophrys gambelii, 623 nucleotides. RefSeq lists its product as uncharacterized. Gene Ontology annotation, molecular function: protein heterodimerization activity. The record is from RefSeq and is a predicted model, not a curated record. The coding region runs from base 185 to 538 and encodes 117 amino acids. Lineage: Eukaryota; Metazoa; Chordata; Aves; Passeriformes; Passerellidae. The transcript has 3 exons.